GCCAAGUUCCAGUCCCAGUCGUACGUAGAUUCCUGGCUCUCAGAUAACAUACUCCCAUACUACCCGGCCACGAAGAUCACCCUCAUUGCUGUAGGCACGGAAGUGACCAAAAGCCCGGGCAACGCCGCCAGCCUGGUCGUGCCCGCCAUGAGGAACGUGGUUUCGGCAUUGAGAAAGUCUAACCUGCAAGAUAGGAUCAAGGUUUCAACAUCCCUCCCCUUCGAUGUUUUAUCCAAAACAUACCCACCUUCCCAAGGGGCUUUCAAGAGUAGCCUUGCGUUUCUGUUGAAUCCUUUGUUGCAAUUCCUGAACGAGAACCGAUCACCUUUUAUGAUUAAUCUGUAUCCUUAUUUUGCUAUUGGAGAUUCUUCUUUGGAUUAUGUUCUGUUUAGGCCAUCUCCCCAAGCGAACGUAGAUCCCGGUACUGGUUUACGUUACGACAACAUGUUCGAUGCUCAGCUAGAUGCUGUUCAUUUCGCCAUCGUCAAUCAACGUUUCUCCUUGGCUGAUCAAAAUUUCGCAGACAUGAAGAUUAUUGUUAAGGAAACCGGCUAUCCCUCGAAAGGUUCAGGAGGAGACAGGUAUGCCACUAAUGAAAAUGCCAGGAUUUAUAAUACCAACUUGAUAAGUCAUGUUACCUCUGGCUCUGGUUCUCGUACAACAACCGAUGAAGUUGUUGGUACUAUGUCUGGUACACCCGCCAUGCCUAAUGGAGACGUAGAUGUGUAUAUUUUCUCCUUGUUUAAUGAGAACCUGAAGCAAGGACCGGAUAUUGAGAAAAACUGGGGCAUAUUUUAUCCGAACAUGGAGCCUGUUUAUAACCUGGAAUUCCCUGGAAAAGCAAGUGGAAAAAGUUGGUGCGUUGCUUCUACACGGGCUCCGCCAUCGGAUUUACAGAAGGCGUUAGAUUGGGCUUGCGGUCCGGGGAAAGCGGAUUGUUCCCUCAUUCAGCGUGGCCAGCCAUGUUUUGAACCAGAUACUCUACUUUCUCAUGCCUCUUACGCAUUCAACAAUUAUUACCACAAAAACGGGGCCACAGAUGAAUCAUGCAGUUUCGGAGGAACUGGGAUCAAAGUAUACACGGACCCUAGCUAUGGAAAAUGCGUCUAUCGUUGAGGUGUGCGCAUGGGAUUGAUGGUGUCUUUUUGCUUGAAUUUGGUGGCCUCAAGAGUCAAUAAUAAACCUGUGGAGUGGGAUGGAGUGAUAAUUCCACGUUACCCAUACAUUUUAUUCUGUUUGUGUUCUACCAAAAUAUAAAAUUAAUACAAUGGAUGUUAUAAUCAUGUGGGUUGCGAGUUAAGUAAUGAAGCAAAUUGAGGAAUAAAGAAAUGUAGAAAGGUACC
This is a messenger RNA of Hibiscus syriacus, 1343 nucleotides long. Its product is annotated as glucan endo-1,3-beta-glucosidase 13-like. NCBI's taxonomy places the organism in Eukaryota, Viridiplantae, Streptophyta, Magnoliopsida, Malvales, Malvaceae. The record is from RefSeq and is a predicted model, not a curated record. The transcript has 2 exons. Gene Ontology annotation, molecular function: hydrolase activity, hydrolyzing O-glycosyl compounds. Gene Ontology annotation, cellular component: plasma membrane. The coding region runs from base 148 to 1116 and encodes 322 amino acids. Gene Ontology annotation, biological process: carbohydrate metabolic process.